AUGUCUGCGCUUCCUGUUUGUUAUCUCACUCAAUUUAAUAAACCGAGCUCUUCAGGCAUGUACAUUUAUGCACACCACAAACCUGAUGAUCUCACUCGGCCUGUGUCUAUCUACCUGCAGAUCAACGGGUCUCUGGCUCGCAGGGCUAUCAAGGACCUGAUGGAGAGGGGGCUCAUCAGGAUGGUCUCAAUCCACUCCAGCCAGCAGAUCUUCACCAGGGCGACAAACACCUGA
Triticum turgidum subsp. durum (durum wheat) is the source of this 234-nucleotide messenger RNA. NCBI's taxonomy places the organism in Eukaryota, Viridiplantae, Streptophyta, Magnoliopsida, Poales, Poaceae. The record is from the annotation of a GenBank genome assembly.